Molecule: messenger RNA, 618 nt
Organism: Penicillium samsonianum
Lineage: Eukaryota; Fungi; Ascomycota; Eurotiomycetes; Eurotiales; Aspergillaceae
Exons: 2
Coding region: 1-618 (205 amino acids)
Molecular function (GO): acyltransferase activity, transferring groups other than amino-acyl groups
Source: RefSeq, a predicted model, not a curated record
AUGUCACUAGAGGUCCACCCAGCGUCCCCCACCGACGCGCGCGAACUCGCGCAAGUCUUCUACGCCAGCUUCCGUAGCGACUUCGACACAACCAUGUUCCCUAACACGCCAGACGUGACGGAAUGGUGGGAAAAAUAUUUCACCGCCGGCAUCACGCGCUCAAUUGCAGGCGAGACCCACGAUGUAUUCCUCAAGGUGACGGAGGGGUCGGAGAGUGGCGGGAUUGUCGCGUUCGCGAAAUGGAAGUGUCCCGCGACGGCUGCAGAUCGCGAUCGGCACGAGGAACAGAUCGUGUGGCCUCCUAGUAGUGAUAAGGAACUUUGCGAUCGGUUUUUCACUGGUACGGGGGCGCGGCAUGAGAAGUGGAUGGGGGAGAGACCUCAUUAUUAUCUGGAUAUGCUAGGUGUUCACGCUUCCUACCAGGGCAAGGGACUGGGCUCGAAGCUCCUCAAAUGGGGUCUCACACGCGCUGAUGCUGAAGGUUUGGAGGUUUAUCUGUCUGCGUCUCCUGCAGGGCAACCCUUGUAUGAGAAAUAUGGAUUCCGGGUCGUUGAUACCUUGUCGCCAUACCCCGACUACACGCAGGUGGCGAUGAUACGCUCGCCCAAUAACCAAUAG